Molecule: messenger RNA, 3651 nt
Organism: Scylla paramamosain (green mud crab)
Lineage: Eukaryota; Metazoa; Arthropoda; Malacostraca; Decapoda; Portunidae
Gene: Parp1
Product: poly [ADP-ribose] polymerase-like
Exons: 21
Coding region: 236-3241 (1001 amino acids)
Biological process (GO): protein poly-ADP-ribosylation; double-strand break repair
Cellular component (GO): nucleolus; nucleus
Molecular function (GO): NAD+ poly-ADP-ribosyltransferase activity; zinc ion binding; NAD binding
Source: RefSeq, a predicted model, not a curated record
CCAACAUGGACGAGGAGCUGCCGUUCAAAGCCGAGUACGCUAAAAGUGGCCGUGCUUCCUGCCGAGGAUGCAAGCAAAACAUCGCCAAGGACUCCCUGCGACUUGCGGUGAUGGUGCAGGAGACAGGGGAACCUGGGAAUGCUUAGCUGUGGGUUGGUGCAUGGUGGUGGGUGGAGGAUGGUGCAUGGAUGCUGUGAUAUUGAUUCCAGUGUCCCUCAAGAAGAUGUAGCAUGUCAUGGCCAGUCACUGCUGUUUACUUCCUCCAUACCCAUUCACCAUCUCUACUGGAAGGUUGGGAGCACUGAGUAGACCACGUGGAUUAGCAAACCAGUCGCCUAUGUUUGAUGGAAAGGUGCCUCACUGGUAUCACCAAAUGUGUUUCUUUGGGAAGCAACGCCCUAAGACUGUAGCUGACAUUGCUCAUUUUGACUCAUUGAGAUGGGAAGACCAGCAGAAAAUAAAGGCCAAAGUUGAAAGUGGUGGAGGAGGAGGAGCACCAGCAAGUACAGGUAGUUCUGGUGGCAAGAAAGGCAAGAAGGGUAAGGGAGCUGGCAACCAAGGAUUGAAUGAUUACACAAUUGAAUAUGCAAAGAGUGGAAGGGCAACAUGCAGAGGCUGUGAGAACAAAAUUUUGAAGGAUGAAGUGAGGAUCAGCAAGAAAGACUAUGAUGAUGAACGCGCCCGAAUGUAUGGCCCAGUUGACCGCUGGCACCACGUGGAUUGUUUCAUUAAAAAGAGAACUGAGCUUGAGUUUUAUGACAGUGGUGAGGCUUUGCCAGGCUUCUUCACCCUUUCUGCUGAUGACAAGAAGAUGGUUAAGGAAAAGUUGAAGAAAAUUGAAGUGAAACGUAAAGCUGAGGAUGAACCUGACACUGCCACCAAAAAGAUCAAAACGGAGGAAGAGGAAAUAAUACGCAAGCAGAACAAGAUAAUGUUCCAGCACAGAGAUGCCUUAUCUAAUGUUCUUAAUAAGAAGCUGCUUUCCGUCAUCCUGGAGGACAAUGAACAGUAUAUACCGAAAGGUGAAAGUAAGAUGCUGGAGGUUAUUGUAGACAUCAUGGCCUUUGGAGCUCUUGAGCCCUGUGAAGUCUGUCACACUGAAGGUUUCAUGUAUGAGUCUGGCAAAGGUUAUGUCUGUCAUGGCAACCUAACAGAGUGGACGAAGUGCACCAACAUAGUGAAGGAACCCAAGCGGCGUCCCUUCAAGGUGCCUGAGGAGCUGAAGGAGAAGGUUCCUUAUUUUUCAAAAUACAAGUUUCCUGGGAUUGGAAAGAGGGUGUGGAUAGACCAUGGACCAACUAGUGCAGCAAUGUCCAGAAAGAAGGAAAAUGGAACUACAGCAUCAGAUCCAAAUAAGCCAUUGGAAGGAAUGAAGUUUGCAAUCAUAGGGAAGAAGUUCUCAAAAGACAAGAAAGUCCUGAAGGAGAAAGUGCAGGAGCUGGGUGGAGAAGUAGUAAAAAAAGUUACAAAGGAAACCGCUGCCGUUAUAACCACUCCAGAUGAUAUUGGUGGGACGGAGAAAAAUAUAGCCCAAGCCCAGUCCCUGGAUGUGCACUGUGUCAGUGAGGACUUCCUUGAUGAAGUUGAAAAGGGAGGGGCCCUGCUCAUGAUACCCAAGAAGAGUAUUGCUUCAUGGGGAGGGAAUGUUCAAGAUAGAGUUUUUCCAACCAAGUCUUCAAAAGCCGAGUCCCGCUUCACCAAGAGCAUACCAGACAAGCAGAAGUUCAAGUUGAAGGGAGGUGCUGCAGUUGACCCAGAUUCUGGCUUGGAUGAAGAGGCCCAUGUGUACCAGAGAGGAAACAAACUAUACACUUGUGUGCUAGGUAUGGUAAACAUCAUGAAGGGAACAAACUCCUAUUACAAGUUGCAAGUUUUGGAAAGUGACAAAAAGAACAGCUGGUGGGUGUUUCGCUCCUGGGGCCGCAUUGGCACUACUAUUGGUAAUAACAAGUUGGAGAGCACAGAGGAUGCUAAUGAUGCUGUGACCCAAUUUGAGGCACUGUAUGAGGAAAAGACAGGCAAUCGUUUCUCAGCCAAGGAAUUCAAGAAGGUACCAGGCUGCUGGUUCCCCUUGGAUAUUGAUUACGGCCAGGAGGAAGAAACUGCUUCUAAGCCUUUGGUAGCAGGAUCCAAAAGUAAGCUGCCAAAGCCUGUGCAAGAGUUGGUAGCACUGAUCUUCGAUGUAGACACCAUGAAGAAAUCCCUUUUGGAGUUUGAGAUUGACACAAAGAAAAUGCCACUUGGAAAGCUGAGCAAGAAGCAGAUUGAGAGAGCUUACCGUGUUCUCUCAGAGGCAUUGGACCUUAUGGGGAAGCUGGAUAAGAAACCAGCUGUGGAUGGAGAUGAGGCAGCAGCGUCCUCACAGGCAGCUUUGAAUGCCCAGUUGCUAGACUGUUCCAACAGGUUCUACACACUCAUUCCUCAUGACUUUGGGAUGAAAACUCCACCUCUUCUGAAAGAUCUUGAACUGAUUAAGAACAAAAUUGCCAUGUUGGACAACCUCAGUGAGAUUGAGAUUGCCUACAGCCUCUUGAAAUCUGAAGAUGAUGGAGACAAGGGUGCCGACCCAAUUGACAAACACUACCGCAAACUGAAGACCAAAGUGGAUGUGCUUGACAAGAGUUCUGAUGAAUUCAAGAUGAUCCAGGACUAUGUCAAGAACACACAUGCUGCCACACACUCGCACUACUCUUUGGUUGUGGAUGAGGCAUUUAAGAUUGAGCGCCAGGGGGAGAAGAAACGCUACAAGCCUUUCAAGCAGCUCCACAACAGGCAGCUACUCUGGCAUGGUUCCCGCCUCACAAACUUUGCUGGUAUCCUGUCUCAGGGUCUUCGCAUUGCACCCCCUGAGGCACCAGUCACAGGAUACAUGUUUGGUAAAGGUGUCUAUUUUGCUGACAUGGUUUCCAAAUCAGCCAACUACUGUUGCACCUCAAAGUCAAACUCAACUGGGUUAAUUCUUCUCUGUGAAGUUGCACUCGGCAAUAUGUAUGAAAGACUCGGUGCAGAGUAUGUGGAGAAACUUCCUGCUAACAAACACAGCACCAAGGGCCUGGGCCGCACAUGUCCUGACCCCAAGGCAACCAUCAAGGUGGAGGAUGGUGUGGAAGUUCCUCUUGGUAAAGGUAUCACUUCAGGUGUUAAAAACACAUCACUUCUGUAUAAUGAGUACAUCGUUUAUGAUGUUGCCCAAAUCAAUGCAAAAUACCUCUUGAAAUUAGAUUUCCAGUACAAGUAUUAGAUUUGCAGCUGUAAUUGCUACUGUCUAUUGAUGUCUUUUGAGAAUUGGCAAGUUUAGUUCUCAGAACAUGGUCUUGAUCUUUUUGUAACAGAUCUGAUCAUUUUUAUAUACAUUAAACCCUUGUAUUACCAGACUAAUUGAGAUGAAGCCACUGAUGUUAAAGGCAAAAAUCUGAUAAAAGUGGCAGUGAGUGGAUUAGAAGUGCCACAACCUCUAACAACAUCUGCCAGUGGGAGGCUGAGGCAGAAGUAGUGUGUGGGUGCCAGGGUUAUACUGCCAGCCAGCUGAAAUUAUUAUACAUCAAUGUGAAAAGUAUGACAUUUUCUCUAUACACUAUGGCAAAGUGUAUGGGAAACAAUGUGUCAGGAUUAGAAAAACCCCAACCUACUGGGCUUUUUUUUUGGGGGGUG